Mugil cephalus (flathead mullet) is the source of this 1732-nucleotide messenger RNA. RefSeq names its product integumentary mucin C.1-like. The transcript is spliced from 7 exons. The coding region runs from base 1 to 681 and encodes 226 amino acids. The record is from RefSeq and is a predicted model, not a curated record. NCBI's taxonomy places the organism in Eukaryota, Metazoa, Chordata, Actinopteri, Mugiliformes, Mugilidae.
AUGACCACAUACCCCCUACAACAACAACCACAAACCACAGCACCAACAACAACAACCACAGCACCAACAACAACGACCACAGCACCACCUACAACAACAACCACAGCACCAACAACAACCACAGCACCAACAACAACGACCACAGGACCCACUACACCAAGUCCAGCCCUUACAACUAGAUUCGUGACUUUCAGAUCACUUCUUGACAAUUUCACAAAUGACUUGCUGGAUCCAUCAUCACCAGGCUUUCGAGCCCGAGCAGCCGACAUAAAGAGACAGCUUGAACCCCGCUACCGGAGUGAGUUUCCUGGUUCUUUCCGCGCCUUGCAGGUGGUGUCCUUCAGACGUGGAUCAAUCAUCAACACCAUGGACCUACAAUUUGUAGAAACAUCUGUUCCUGACAACUCUGCGGUUCGGGAUGUUUUGAUCACUGCAGCUUCAGAGGUUAAAGGCUUUGACAUUGAAGGCAGCUCCAUCACUGUUGAAACAUCUUCAACAACAACCACAACCACCCCACUGACUACAACGACAGCACCAAUAACAACUACGACCACAGCACCAACAACGACCACAGCACCAACCACCGUUGGCAGCUCUUCAAGCAUAGUGAGCCACAAGAUCAGUCUCCUCACUGCAUCCUGCCUGGUGCUGUUUUCAUGGCUGCUGACAAGCCAGCAAUAGCGUCUAUGCUGACUUCAAUUAUCUAUCCGACCACCUAAUAGUCAAUAGAACAUGACUGUCAUCACUGGUUUGAAAAGGGACUUUGCUGUCAGUAAAAUAUCCAGCAUUCAUUGUUAUUUUAGGUGUUGUGGCUUCAAAUGAACUUGCUUUCUGACAAUGGAUAACUUGACUUCUGACAUUUAAUUAGAUAUUGCACGUUUCUUUUUGUGAAUGUCCAGGAUUCUGGUCCAGACAAAAUAACAAAGCCCACUGUCAUUCUGUGUUCACACUUCCAAAAGUUACAAGAGCAUAGAAAAUAAAAAUGUCUGAGAACAGGCAGCUACAUUGACUUGAUUGUUCAAACACUGGUUUACUGUAGUGAUCCAUUUAAAAAUUAGCUGUUGGAAUAUGCACACGUGAUCUUGACACGUCAUCACAUCAUUAGAAGCCCUGAUAUGAAGCAUGUCAUGUCUGACAUGUAGCAACAAUAGCUAGUUGUGAAUUUAUGCUGCUGGUGUGAACUCAUAAGCAGUUGGUACCUUGAAAAAUCUCAACAAUAAUAAAGCUAACAUUACUUGUUAAAAUGUUAUUGAAAAGAUGCUCCUGUUCUACCUUAAUUAUUAUAGUAUAUUAUAAUUAUCUCAACUCAUUCUGUCGUUUCCAAAUGCAGUUCUAUUUUCGUUUAGCAUAAUAUCAGAAUGGGGGGUCAAACACAUUGAUAUAAUAUAUAGAUUUACUGAUAGUCAUGGCAUACAUACGUCAUGAGAAUGCUUUAUUUAAUUUUCAAGUAUUUAUUUACUCAUACAGGUCUGUAUUCUGUGUAAUUUUCUUCUAGCCUGUGUAAUCUAUGUCUUUCCAAUGACCAGAACGCAUGAUCCUGCAUAUAAAAUGUCUUAUUUUUCUUCUAUUCUGGUGGAUUAGGAAUAAGUGGAUUAGACUGAAGUUCAUGGACUAAUGAAAACCCCAGUGAAGUUCACAUGAAAUAAAUGCCAUUCAUAAAUGUUAUUUUUCUCUUUAAUUUAUUCUUGUACAAAACAAUAAGAGGUGAAUAAAAAAAAAAGUGAAUGAUAAA